AUGUUCUUAAAUGUAUGGUUGUUUUUGAUUUUAGUUUUGGCUCAAAACGAGUCUUCGAAGGUUUCAUCACCUUCGAUUAAAAAAAAAUCUACUAGUUCACACUCAGCAAAAAAACCUUCACAACGCGUCCCCAAAAAUUGUGAAGAAGUGCAAAACAGUGGUCACAACACUUCUGGAAUCUAUAAGAUUCAGCCAAAAAGUAGUCCCAAACCCUUUGAGGCUUUCUGUGAUAUGAAGAAUAGAGAUGGGGGUUGGACGUAUUUUUUUAACAGGUUUGAUGGGUCUGUGAGUUUUGAUAGGGGUUGGAAAGACUACAAAAAAGGGUUUGGUAAUUUAAGUGGAGAAUUUUGGUUGGGCUUAACACACUUACAUGAGCUAACAGCAGAUGGUAAAUACCAGCUACUGGUAGAGUUAGAAGAUUGGGACAAAGUAAAAGCUUAUGCUCAUUAUAAUGAAUUUGCAAUAGGUAGUGAAAAAGAAGGAUUUUCAUUGAAAGUUUUGAAACAUCACAGUGGCGACGUUGAGGAUUCUCUCAUGCACAGUGUAGGUGCUAAGUUUAGUACAAAAGACAAAUCUCAUGAUGAAGGAACUCGUAUUAACUGUGUUGAACGUUACCGUAGUGCGUGGUGGUUUAAAAAAUGUAUGUUGGCUCUACUCACAGGCAAAUAUAUGAAGGGAAAGGUGACGUUUCAUGAAAUGAUUAAACCUAUGUAUUGGGGUUCUUUUCAUGGGAACGAAUAUAGCCUCAAAAAAGCCAAAAUGAUGGUGAAACCAAUAAGCAAAUCUUACUUACAAUUUAUACAAACAAGUGACGCCCUUAAAAAACACGCUUAUUUUUUAGCAUCAAAACACUAA
Molecule: messenger RNA, 855 nt
Organism: Tribolium madens (black flour beetle)
Lineage: Eukaryota; Metazoa; Arthropoda; Insecta; Coleoptera; Tenebrionidae
Product: microfibril-associated glycoprotein 4-like
Exons: 4
Coding region: 1-855 (284 amino acids)
Source: RefSeq, a predicted model, not a curated record